AAGUUAUACAACAUUAUAAGUGUCGAGUGAGAUUAUUAAUAUAAGAUAAUAAGAUGGCUGGUUUACUAAGGAAUGUAUUGGGUUUGAACUAUGGUGGAAACAAUGGCACAGUUGAUGCAUUUAACAACAAAUUGGGUACACAAGAUUACGAUGAAGCUGAAUUCAACACUGGUGCUGAAAUUAAAAAAGGAAGUUACCCAACUCAUAGCAACAAUGGAACCAAAAAGGCAUUCAACAACUCAUGGGGAGGAACUCAGAAAUUCGGAAAAGCUAAGUUUAACACUGGUGCCAAGAUUGGAAACUAAAACCUUUACAUGUUUCAGAAGCUUCACAAAUAAUAUAAUUAUGAAUAAAUAAUACUAAUAAUGUGUUUUAAGUAUGUGUGUGAUCAGGUGUACUUGAUGUACUAAUACUACCAAACACUAUCUAAUAAAUUUGAAUUUGGUCAUGUAUA
Messenger RNA from Cicer arietinum (chickpea), 454 nucleotides. NCBI's taxonomy places the organism in Eukaryota, Viridiplantae, Streptophyta, Magnoliopsida, Fabales, Fabaceae. The record is from RefSeq and is a predicted model, not a curated record.